GGGGCCCGGGCCAACGUGUCGGCUGUAGGUCAUCUCACAGAGGGCUGAACUUUGGUCUGGAGCCGCCUUCCAGAGCCACAUAGGCGGGUUCACGAGUGCCUGCUGCCUCCUGUGCCGGGGCAGUGUGACGCUCUGUGUGGGUAGGUGCGUGGGACAUUCCACAACAGCUCGGCUCCGAGUCAUGACGACAGCAUCUUUCUCUUUUAGUUUUGAGCCUAAUGAAGCUGAGCGGCCCCUGGUGAGAUGAGCCGCGGCACACGGACGUAGCAUCGGCGUGAGAGUCCCACGGCUCGGCUGCUGACAUGGACCUAGACAUGCUGACAGAGACAGAUGAGUUUGCCUUGGAGGAGCUGAUAGACGGGCCCCUGGGUGCUCCUGAUAUGGAGCCUUUGAGUGGUCACAUCUCUGAGAGCGAGCUGUCGUGUCACUGCUGCUACAACAUCCUGCUGGACCCCACCACACUGACCUGUGGCCACAGCGUGUGCCGACCCUGCCUGGCCAUGUGGUGGCACUCUUCUAAGAAGAACGAGUGUCCCGAGUGUCGUGAGAAGUGGGUGGGCUUCCCCAAGAUCAACAUCCUGCUCAGAGAUGCCACAGAGAAGUUGUUUGGUGACACUGUGCGGAGCAGGAAGGCUGAGGUGGAGGCUGACCCCCUGAUAAGACACUCUAUGCUGGCCUUUCAAAGAUAUGGGAACAGCAAGGACCAGCCCAGGAGAGCGGAGAACAAAGGAGCAGGCUUCUUCUUCUCUGGAGUCCUCACUGCUCUCACAGUGGUGGCUGUGCUGGUGUUGGGGUAUCACUGGAGCAUGGGAGCAGUGGAGCCCUCAGACCUCCUGCUCUCUAAACCCGUGUCCCACUGGAGCCCUCAGGAGGUCCUGACCUGGCUGCAGAGCCUGGGGCCGUGGGCUCACCUCUACAUGGAACCUUUCCUGCAGGAGAACGUCAACGGAAGGCUCCUCCUGAUGUUGGGGGAGGAGGAGCUGCUGACUCCUCCCUACAGUAUCCAAAACCCAGCUCACAGACGCACUGUUUUGGCUGAACUGGAUAAAGUCAGAACUCUGGGAGUCAAACCACCACAGAAUCUGUGGGAGUAUAAGGCGGCGUACCCAGGCAUGUCUCUGUUCCUGCUGUACUCACUGAAGCGCUCUCCUCGGCUCACACUGCUCUACUUGUACCUGUUUGAAUACUCCAACAUGUUCCUGCCUUUCCUGCACACCUGCUGUCCGGCCAUGGCUCCCAGGGACCAGCCGGAGGAGAGUGGGCUCACUUACUCACAGGUGGAGCCCAGUAGGAGGCAGUGGGCGGAGUUCCUGGUGAAGUACGCGCUCCUGCCGUACCAGCUGAUGGCAGAAUUCGCCUGUGACUGGCUGUCCGUGCACUACUGGACCUCUCGCUUCAUCAUAGUCAAUGCCAUGCAGCUGUCUGUGCUGGACGUAGGCGCCCUCUGGAGGCUGUGGGCCAGAGCCGGCAUCAGGGCCGUGCCUGGGGACCUGUGGAACCACCUUUGGGAGCUGCUCUCUCAGGGUCUGUUCCUGGUGCUGCUGUGGCCCAUCACCCCUCAUUUCCUCUGCAGCUGUCUGUUCUACUGGGGCCUGUACUUCAGCCCCAUCCUUAACAUGGACCGGAUGGUGCGGCGCCUCCUGCACCCCGACACAAACGCUGUGUGAGCAGUGUGCACACGCACCUGAGAGCAGCCCCAUGGGUGCACUAAUGGUGACAGGGCAAACGCUUAUCUGACUGUGGCUCUGAGCAGUUGAUUCACAUGUUGCCUGGAGGACCGUGCUGUGGCACUGUUGGCCUUUCCCUAAGGCCUCUGGCUUGGUAUGAAAAAUGACCCACAGAGGUCCACUUCUCUUAGUCAGUUCAAUGACUAAAAUGUAUAAUUUUAAAAUCAUGGACUUUGUUGGUUAUUGCAUUGUGCAUGUCUCCUGUUGUGGAGAUACACAGUUGCCUGAAUUCUGUUGAUGCCAUGUUAAAGUUUUUAAUUGAAUGUGUUCACAGUCAGUUCUGAGGAAGAGUCUGAAACCUUCUAUAACCAAUCUAUGCAUGGAGAUGUUAGGUUUUUGCCUGAAAUGUUACGUGAUAUGGCAUAAAAUGUAUUGAUCUCCAUGGAGACGAGCAGGUGACAGCACCAAACCAACUAUUAGCCUUAAAAACCCCUUUAAUUGAAUACAUGAAAGAUAGAGGUGUUCUUUAGUUUUCAUUUUGGGUCCCCUUUCAUUUUUACCGCAGCAGUAACUAUUCUUUGUGGAGUCCACAUAAAACACAUUUACACGAUUACAUUUAAACAUUACAACUUUACAAAACAAAUGUUCAUUUCACAGACAUUCUGUUAGGAAAAAUAAUUAAAAUUUUUUUUUUUAACAAACAUUGCCACAUAUAAAUGUUUAGCAAUUUACAAUUUCAAUUUACACAUGUCUCACCUGAAAUAUUUUAACAUUGAAUUGCAGUUUCUUUGUUAAGUACUAUUUUUGUCUUAAUUUCUUUUUAAAAAGGUCCUCCUUUUUAAUGUGUAUUAAAUAUGGAGGCAGAUUAUUCCAACUGGACACAGCUCUGUAUAAUAGGGAUUUCUUAAAAGCAUUGGUUUUAGGUAAAGGCAGAGCAUCAGAGCUAAGUGUCUGGUCUGGUACCAUGUUGAUCAGCUGAUUGUAAAGACAUACAGGCUCUGUAAACAGAGACCUUUUCUUACAGACUGAGCCAGCUCAUUCUGUUCUGUCAGUCUGGUGAGCGUCACCUUCGCUCAUGGAGCAGUUCAAAGUCAGUCCAGCAGUUCUGUGUCAGUUCAAUUUUAUUAAGAUUUUUUUUGUAGGCCAAUGACCAAACUAAUGGACAAUGCUCUAAAUGAGAUAAACCAAUGCUUGUAUGACUGACUUAAUACUUUUCUCAGUUAAAAAAAUGUCUGCUUUUUCUGUUAACGGAAAUACCUCUUCUCAUUUUUGAGUUGUCCAAGAAAAUGUCAUCUAACCAUCUAAAGUGCUGUCUGUGUUUAUAAACUGUAGGACAUUCCAGGCAAAGUGAUAACAACCAUGAAAGAGGCUGGAGGUCGACCUUCUGCCAGAAAGGUUUCACGUGAAAAAUGCCAUCGUUAAUCUUAAAGAUGCACUUUCUAAUGUUGUCUUUCUAAUGUUGUCUUUUUUUGCAUUGUUAAUUGCACUGUUGCACACUUUUAUUUCUUUUCAAAUGUUAAAAUCAAUACUUUUAUAAAUAAAGGAGCCUCUAUGUAUUUG
Messenger RNA from Periophthalmus magnuspinnatus, 3227 nucleotides. RefSeq names its product bifunctional apoptosis regulator-like. The transcript has 9 exons. Gene Ontology annotation, molecular function: metal ion binding; protein binding; ubiquitin protein ligase activity. The coding region runs from base 303 to 1667 and encodes 454 amino acids. NCBI's taxonomy places the organism in Eukaryota, Metazoa, Chordata, Actinopteri, Gobiiformes, Gobiidae. Gene Ontology annotation, biological process: proteasome-mediated ubiquitin-dependent protein catabolic process. The record is from RefSeq and is a predicted model, not a curated record. Gene Ontology annotation, cellular component: nucleus.